This is a messenger RNA of Halichondria panicea, 1305 nucleotides long. RefSeq lists its product as uncharacterized. Gene Ontology annotation, cellular component: plasma membrane. Bases 87 to 1241 code for a protein of 384 amino acids. The transcript has a single exon. Gene Ontology annotation, molecular function: G protein-coupled receptor activity. Gene Ontology annotation, biological process: adenylate cyclase-activating G protein-coupled receptor signaling pathway. NCBI's taxonomy places the organism in Eukaryota, Metazoa, Porifera, Demospongiae, Suberitida, Halichondriidae. The record is from RefSeq and is a predicted model, not a curated record.
GAGACUACACAUAUAAGGGGUGGCUAAGCCAAAGCCUUGAUUGUAGUUAGCCACUGCAAGUACUACAUGUAUAUAGAUCUACAGUCAUGGAUGGAUCACAGUUUCUACUGAACUGUACUGAUCUGAACGUCACUCAGCUGAAGACUAUCAACACAGCUAGAAGCCUGGCUGGAGCCGUGUGCACUCUCUCAGUUUUCUCUAUCCUAAUCUACACACUCAUCAGAAAGGCUUUCUACACAGUGCUUCAAAGACUGUUCAUCUACCUUGUCCUGGCUACAAUUCUACAAGAGGCAUUAAUUGCUGUUAGUUUCGAGCAUCAAUUUCAGUAUCCAGGGCAAGACGAAUUAUGCACAGCAUACGGUUUUAUUAUACAGUGGUCUGGUGUGGUCAUGUUCAACUUUGCUUUGGGCAUAAUGCUAUACUUACUGUAUCUUGUGUACGCCCAAGUUCGAAGAGAGCUGUUUGCAAGACUAACUAAGUCAUACAAAGCAAAGAAAAUUAUCGAGUGCACCUACGUUUUGUUUAUUCUGCUAUUCCCACUUACUUAUCUAUGGAUACCAUUCCUACAUGACAACUAUGGACUGUCAGGCGCAUCUUGUUGGAUGAGAGCACUGGACGACAAUUGUACUAAUGUGGGCCUGGUAGAUCAGUUAGUUUUUGCUUACGGAGCGUACGAAGGAGUGGGGCUAGUUGCUAUUUUUGUGACCCUUACAAUUUCAAUAGUCUAUUGCAGAGUGGCAUACGCUUACCCGGAUGCUAAACGAUUGAUAAGACGGACCCUAUCUUUGACUGGUUUCUUAAUUGCUUAUGUUGUGGUGAUAAGCAUUCCAUUGGCUAUUCGUUUGAACACUGGAAUAACAGGGUCAAGACAACAUUUCAUAUUGUGGAUCACAUGGGCAAUCGCAAUACCAAUUAGUCACACAAUUUUUAUCUUUGGUUUUCUGUUCAGCUUUUACACCAGAGCAAUUUGUGGAUGCAAAAAAACAAAAAUGAACACAACUCUUUGUGGAUGCCUAGAAAGAGGCAGCUCAUCAAAAGCAAGGACAAACAUACUGACAAUUGAUGCCACAAUAAAACCAUCAGAGCGUGUUUCAUUUCCUAGUGAUACUUAUUUCAGUGUCCCGUACACAGGUGGAUUUACAGAUGUUGAGAACAAUCCACUCGUGCUCAAAACGGACAAGGACAAGGACACAGGAUAUAGUACAUGUAGUAACACAGACAACAAUGCUUUAUUAACUUGAUUAAUUACCUAAUUAGGCUAACUAUUAUGAGAGCAUUAUUGUAGAUAAUGUGAAAAUUUUUAAA